GUACCCCUAAUCGAUCGAUUCGACUCACGGACUCCCCUUUCUCUCUCAAUCGAUCCCGCAAGAACCCUAAAUCUAAUACAGACUCUCUCUCUCUCGCGCGCGCGCGCGCGAAAAGUGUUUAAAUUUUUUCCAUCGACUUUUCUUCGAUUAUUUGGUUGGUAUACGUAGCGUAUACGCAUGUUCAAAUUCUACUUGAAAGUGGGUUUGAUUUCAGUUGUGUUGCAGACCUGUUGAUUGAUACGCAUGGGUUACGAGUCGGACGACACCUCUCAGGACGGUCGGGGCGAAGAUGAUGAAGAUGAUUAUGAGGAGGCUGGUGGGGGAAACCGGCUUUUGGGAUUCAUGUUUGGGAAUGUUGAUGGCUCAGGAGAUCUGGGUGUUGAUUACCUUGACGAGGAUACCAAGGAGCAUCUUGCUGUGUUGGCUGACAAACUUGGUUGCAAUGUACUCUGUAUAUGUUUUCCAACAAUAAUUUAGGGAGGCUUUAAGUUAUGAAAAAUUAUUGGUUGGUCUUGGCGAACUGUCACGUGGUGCCCCAACACGCCAGAUAUUUCCGUGAGGUCUACCACUAAGUGUAUGGACUCCAAAAAAAUAUGUGAUGUUGAGAGGUGUUGGGGGGCACCACGUGGCGGUGUCCCAAGACCACUGGAUAAUUUUUCAAGUUAGAAGCAUCCCAUAGUCUUAUGUUGGGUUCAGGGGAGGAAGGUAUAAAUAUAAUCCAAGUGUGUGUUCUCAUCUUGUGAUACUAAUUACUUUAUUUGAUUCACAGUUGUCAGUAAAGUCAUCACGGACACCUGUUGAUGCUGCUGAAAAGGUGAUAU
Rhododendron vialii is the source of this 821-nucleotide messenger RNA. Its product is annotated as transcription initiation factor TFIID subunit 1-like. The transcript is spliced from 3 exons. Gene Ontology annotation, molecular function: RNA polymerase II general transcription initiation factor activity; histone acetyltransferase activity; TBP-class protein binding. Gene Ontology annotation, biological process: transcription by RNA polymerase II; RNA polymerase II preinitiation complex assembly. The record is from RefSeq and is a predicted model, not a curated record. Gene Ontology annotation, cellular component: transcription factor TFIID complex. NCBI's taxonomy places the organism in Eukaryota, Viridiplantae, Streptophyta, Magnoliopsida, Ericales, Ericaceae. The coding region runs from base 244 to 477 and encodes 77 amino acids.